Triticum dicoccoides is the source of this 970-nucleotide messenger RNA. RefSeq lists its product as uncharacterized. Bases 1 to 750 code for a protein of 249 amino acids. The transcript has 2 exons. The record is from RefSeq and is a predicted model, not a curated record. NCBI's taxonomy places the organism in Eukaryota, Viridiplantae, Streptophyta, Magnoliopsida, Poales, Poaceae.
AUGCCCCCACCUCUCCCGCAGCUCCAAAGCCCCUCCCACGCCUUUCCCGACCACCGGAGCCCUCAGCUCCCUCUUCUUUUCGCCGGAGAUCGCCACGGCCGCCUCGGUUCCUCCUCGGCCCCGAGCAGCCAAGUCCCUCUCCUCUCCUCUGGUGUUGUCCACCAUGUCCCUCUCCUUCCCGCGGUCCUCCCAUCCCCACGUGUUCGUCUCCGGAGCCUCUUUGGCCGCAAGCCCCAAGUCCGGCCGUCGUCUCUGUCGUUCGGCCGCCUCUCCGUCCGGCCUCCCCAAGCCCCCUCUCGCCUCCCCGACUCCACCUGCGUCUCCCCCUCCUUCCGUCGAGUCGCCCUGCCCUCUCUCCCUCGCCUCCCCGACGCCGGAAGCACCCUGUCACCGUUGCCCGUCCGCCUCUGCCUCCCCAUGGCGCCGCCCCUCGCCGUCAUUUCGCCUCUCCCCAGGACCUCCUCUCUGCGGGACGGGGGCGUCGGAGCGUGCCGCACCCGCUGGUGCCCUCGCCUCGGCCGGAGGCGGCGGGGCCAGCGCCGGCAGCGCCCUGCCCGGGCCCCUUUGCUUCUGUCGCGAGCGAGCCCUCGGGAGGAAGAAGACGACCACGCUGGGCCCCCCUGCCGCAUGGGACCCCCCUGUAAGUGGCUAAGGCCAUGGGUCCACGUGGAUAAGUGGACACGUGAACAGUUUGCAGGUCCUGCCGGAUUUAACUGCUUGUAUGCCGUGGAUUCUUUGUUUGCGAGCUAGGAUACGUGUUCCAGCCAGAGUCCCUGUGGAGUGGAGUUCACCACCGUCGUUGCUAUUCCGCUGCUAGAGUUAUUCCACUUCUUCGUGUUGUUCUGCUGCUUGCAUAGAGCAACCGUGGCAGGCGUACUGUCGCCUUGCCGAUGUAAUUCCUUGUUAUAUCGGAAUCCCCUUGUACCCAUUAUAGAUUGUAAUAAAGAGCUGAUUUAUUGUAUGCUAAGCA